This is a messenger RNA of Hippocampus zosterae (dwarf seahorse), 3850 nucleotides long. It is a transcript of the gene arfip1, whose product is annotated as ADP-ribosylation factor interacting protein 1 (arfaptin 1). The transcript is spliced from 9 exons. The record is from RefSeq and is a predicted model, not a curated record. Gene Ontology annotation, biological process: intracellular protein transport; regulation of Arp2/3 complex-mediated actin nucleation. Lineage: Eukaryota; Metazoa; Chordata; Actinopteri; Syngnathiformes; Syngnathidae. Gene Ontology annotation, cellular component: trans-Golgi network membrane. The coding region runs from base 397 to 1746 and encodes 449 amino acids. Gene Ontology annotation, molecular function: protein domain specific binding; phospholipid binding.
UUUUUUUGUACGGGGGGGGGGGUGCGAGACAACAAACUGAACCGGGUAAUUUAUGGUUGACAGCAAACUAACUACACCCCGCUUACGCGUCUGAUCGGACCUCCACCUCCACUCAAUUCCACCAAAGGAGUGCUUAAAAUUCGAAGAAAUUGAACCAGCCCUUAAACUUGCAAGCUGUAGAUUUUAACAGUAGGGGGAGAGCGCAUUCAACAAAUGGUCCACCCGUUGCCCUUUGUAGUUCAAUAUUUUUUCCGGGGUCCGAACUCCAAGUCCGGUAUACUAGCAGGGACCCGACCACCGCGUUAAACACGCAUUUAUUUGUAUUUAUUGGGUCAGAAGAACCAGACUGCUGUUUGGGACACUCUGUGUGAUUAGCCACGACGGCCGUUGACAGGGAUGUCUGAGGGUAGUCUUGACACAGAAUCGGGCAAGACCUCAGCUGAGGACCCUCGCAUGGAAGCCGAGGAGAGUCCACGUGUUGGUGACCCGUCACCACCACCACCACCGCCCCCCCCAAAUGCAGACAGUAGCGAUAGCUCAUCAGGGAACAAUGUGCUCUAUGAUAUUAGUAUAGACAGCGCUGAGGAUAAGUCAGUCAGCAGCAACGAGGAUGUUGUCCAGGGCGGGGAUGAGGCCCUCAGUGUAGAAAAUGGCGGACACCCUACUGUGGACACAGCAGAGGAAUGUGAAGACAGUGGCACUCAGAGAAAGGAGGACGCCAUGGCUGAGGAGUCGCAGAGGAGCUCGGCCGCCGAGAUCGCAGUCAGCAGCAACGGAGACCUGGACCAGAGCCCGCAGGAUGUGUUUUGCAGGGACUCUUUCCCAGGCAAGGCGGCAUUUGCAGACCUCCCAGAGUCUUGCGUCCCCUCCGGCAACUUUGCAUCGACAACAGAAGGGAUCAUUGAAUCGGGUCCGUACACAGAUGGUACCAACACGCAGCCAUCGAGUGGACCACUGGUCCUGUCGGACGACAUGAAGAGUCCAACCAUGGAGAAACUAGACCUUGUCAGAAAGUGGAGCAUCAACACUUACAAAUGCACCCGUCAGAUUCUGUCGGAGAAGCUCGGCCGUGGCUCCAAGACGGUAGACCUGGAUCUGGAGGGCCAGAUUGAUGUGCUGCGCGACAACAAGCGCAAGUACCAGAACGUCAUCAAGCUGGCGCAGACGCUGGCCGCACAGCUGGCGCAGAUCAUGCAGACGCAAAGGCAGCUCGGCGACGCCUUCGCCGACCUCAGCCUCAAAACACCCGAACUUCAUGAGGAGUUUGGUUACAACGCUGACACCCAAAAGCUAUUGUCCAAAAAUGGGGAAACGUUGCUGGGUGCCAUCAACUUCUUCAUCAGCAGCGUCAACACCCUUGUGGACAAAACCAUCGAGGACACCAUGAUCAACAUCAAGCAGUACGAGAUUGCCAGGGUGGAGUACGACGCAUACCGCACAGAUCUGGAGGAGCUGAACUUGGGCCCGCGCGACGCCAACACCCUACCCAAGAUAGAGCAGUCUCAGCAACUGUUCCAGGUGCACCGCGACAAGUACGAGAAGAUGCGCAAUGACGUCUCUGUCAAGCUCAAAUUCCUGGAGGAGAACAAGGUGAAGGUGUUGCACAACCAGCUGAUCCUCUUCCACAACGCCAUUGCUGCCUACUACUCGGGCAACCAGCAGCAGCUAGAGCAAACGCUGAAGCAGUUCCACAUCAAGUUGAAAGUGCCCGGCGGCGAGCGUCCGUCCUGGCUGGAGGAGCACUAAGGAAAUGUCUAAACUAAAAGUGAAAACUACAGGGACCCCCCCCCCUCCCCCACCCUCUCCCCAAGCCAUGCUCCUCUCUCCUGUCAGGAAUGAUGGCCUUUCAAAACAAUCUUUUUAAGCAACAAAAAAGCUCGAGUCCAUGAAGAUGUUAUUUUUCAAUGCUACAAUCUUUGGGGGAAAAAUGCACUUUUGACAUUUGACAAAUCCAUUGAACUGCAGUUAAACGCAUUAAGGGAGCUGUAAAAAAAUGCCUUUUUGUAUAACGGCGAUAUGAAUGUGAUCCAACAGAAUUGAGAUAGCGUUUUUGUUUGUUUUUUUGGUCAUUUUUGACUAUGAGAGAAAUAUUAACAUUCCAUGCAAUUCUCUCACAGCCGCGGAGGCCUCUUCCUAUAGUGAUUAAAACACAUUUAUGAUUCUGAGCUUAUGUAAAAAAACAAAAGAUAAAGGUAGGCUAAUUAGAGGACUCUUACUUCUAACCAGCACAUUUUUUUCCCGAUCCUUACAUUUUGUCAUGAAAGAAAACUACACAGUAACAUUAUUUUUCCAGUUAACAUAUGACACUUUUCAAACAAGGCUAUAAGUUAGCAUAGCAUAGUAGUUUUUUUUUCACAUUUCAACAAACAAGCCCACCUAAAACCAACUCACAAAUCCUCAAGUUUUCGACGCUAGAUGCUUUAUUUGCAAUUGUUAUGCUUUGCCCUGCUAUGCUGACGCGAUUAACCUAACCCCAACUAACUAAACGCAACGUUAGUUUUCUGUAAACCAGUUAAAUCCUUCAGAGAUGACACGUUUGACACCGCUCAAACAAUGCUAUCUUUUAGCACAGUUUAGCAUGACAAUCAUAUCAGAAAAUGUAAAUUGCAGAUUAAAAGAAACAAGCACUGCCAAAACUAGAUCUCACAAAUCAAUUUAUUUUUCUUUACGCAAAGCUAGCUCACCUUUACAUUAAAUAUCAGUUUUAUGCUAAUGCAGCUAUGUUCUCAUCGUAACAGACCAAAACAUAACUCUAAUCCUCAAAUUUUAGGGACCAUAAAAUUGAAACCGGACUGUUUAUUUUUAUUUUUUUAAUGAAACUCUAGAAAACAAUCGCUUACCCUUGCGCAGCUAAGCAUUGAAACACAAGGGAUGAAAUAUUAAGGCUUCUAAAGCUCACCAACCAACAUAAUUUCCUACUCAUUUGUUUGAUAUGUUUAAUCUUAGAAAUCCUCUGUGUUCUAUUGACAAACUAUGCUAUGCUAUGCUAAUGUGGCAGUACUCUUGCAUCAUAAUAUACUGUAUAUGUUGGAUUACUGUAUUCAAGACACAUGUCAAUUACAUUCACAACUAUGAGCAUUUCCAACAAACUCCAAAUUUCCAAAUUCCUCAUAGCUUGUCUAUAAUAUUUAUAAUAAUCUAAACUUUUGGCAUCUUCUUUUUCAAGAGAAAAUGAAGGACUUGCUAAAUGUUUUGAUAAAAUGUGCCUUAACUUUGCUUUCCUUAUGCGCUGCAUGCUAAUUGUUAAAAAACCAAAAAACAACUGCACCCCAAAAUACAAACUCCUUCCGAAACGUCACCACAUAGAUUUUUUUUAAACACCACAUGAAACAUAUGUUUAGGAAUCACAGAAAGGUUACGUCUGAUAGAUUAUACAAAAAACAAAAUAAAAUACAUUAUCUUAAAAAUUGUUUAUUGUAAAUUUUGAAAGACCAGCAUAUCUUCGCUUUAAGCUGCUAAUACUUUUCUUGAUUUACCAGUUUAAAAAAAAUAUAUGUACCUGUAUAUUUUUAAAAAGCAAAUGCGUCAAACACUCAUAUUUAUAACUACCAGUCUCUCGUUUGCUCAAUUUUCUACCGCUGACUUUUUAUAGUUUGCUAGUGUGACUCUGGUUUGACACUCCAACUAUGAUAUCUGAAAAAGGGUUUAUAUCUUUGCAAUUUUGCCUAGUUUAUGCCCUCUAGUCCUGGAUGAGUACAUUUUCCCUGAAGACUUCCAUUGAUUGAUAUGCUAAGUGCUAGCAUGUGAACGCGUAUCUUUGUAUGGGGGGGAAAAAAACUUGGAAAAAAGUGUUGGGUUUAAAAUGAUUUUGAAUGUCAUGUGCACAGUAUAAAAAAAGUUGAGAAAAUAA